Molecule: messenger RNA, 1663 nt
Organism: Symbiodinium natans
Lineage: Eukaryota; Dinophyceae; Suessiales; Symbiodiniaceae
Source: the annotation of a GenBank genome assembly
GGUUACGUUCAACACAGCCGUGGCAGCCUGCGACCGUGAUGCUGCGCGAAGUUGGGAACUUGCGCUCCAGUUGCGGGCAGAUAUUCCUCCCGAGGUGGCCAAGGAGAUCAUCACAGAAAUCUCGGUCGUGUCUGUUUGCGGCAAGCAGGUGCAAUGGCAGACUGCCGGCGACCUUUUUGCAGCAAUGCCGCUUGCGGCGCUGGUGCCAAACAUCGUUGGUUGCAAUGCCAUGGUUUUUGCAUGUGGGCAGGCGAAUCGGUGGGGAGAAGCCUUGGAAAUGCUGACGAUGGCGGCAGGGUAUCUGCGUCCAAACGUGGUUUCUUUCAACUCUGCCAUCAGUGCCUGUGAGAAGGCUGCCAAGUGGGAGCUCGCUCUGGUCUGGAUGGGGCAGAUUCGCCUCAGCCUCCAGCAAUCCACCACAAUUACUUUCAAUUCUGCAAUCAGCGCCUGUGAGAAGUACAGUGAGUGGCAGUUCGGCUUGAAGCUGCUUUCAGAGAUGCUGAAUCGAAACGUGUGCGUGGAUGUCAUCUCCCUCAAUGCCAUGAUGAGCUCGUGUGCAAAGGGCAACUGGCAGCAGGCACUGCAUGGCCUUUCGUUGGCAGCAGAGCUCAGACUCCAAGUAAACUUGAUAACGAUGAAUGCUGCCAUCACAGCAUGCGCCGGAGGAGAAGAGUGGCAACGAGCGCUUGCAAUCCUUCACAACCUUGCACACGUGAAUCUGGAGCCAGACUUGAUUUCGUACAACUCGGCCAUCAGUGCAUGUGGGAGGUGUGCAAAGUGGCCAGAGGCUUUACAGCUUCUGUCCAUGAUUCCGAAGAAUGUGUCGAAUUUGAUUUCCUACACUGCGGCAGCAUCCGCAUGUGGCCGUGGCGAACAGUGGCAGCACGCACUGCGGCUGCUGGCACAUUGCAUGCUUCAGAGGCUCCGAGCAACUUCUGUGACAUUUUGCGCAUGCAUCCAUGCGUGCGAACGUGGCGACCAGUGGCAUCGUGCACUGGCACUUGUCAGCCAAAUGCGAAGCCAUCUGGUUCAGGCAAAUAUAAUAGCAGCAAAUGCCGCCAUGAGUGCUUGCGAAAAGGGCAAGCGCUGGAAGCAUGCAACUGCGCUCCUCGGUGCACUCGAAGAGAGGGAGCUGCAAGCUGACAUCAUGACCUACAGUGCUGCUCUGAGUGCGUGUGAGAGCAAAUUCUGCUGGCAGAUCGCCUUGGCCGUUUUUUCCAAGCUUCACGACCUUCAACUUGACACCCCUGUAUGUAAUUCUGCUAUGGCUGCAUGCAUGACAUCUGGCCAGUGGCAGCAUGUUUUGAAACUGCUGGCGCAGAUGGAGCAAGAUAGCAUUCGGGCAUCAGCUCUUACACUAUCCACAGCCGCGGCAGCUGCUGAACAGGGCCAGCAACUGGAAGCAUGUCGGCUCAUUUCAGGUUUAGAACGAGGGGACAUGAUUUCGGAAGCGCUACGUGGAGACACCAAAAAUGCUGCAGCUAUUGGACUGUGCCUGCAGAAAGGUCUGUGGGUGUGUGCGCCCUCUGUAUGUUGCAAGCUGCCUCGUAUUGCAUUGUCAGAAGCGAACUUCAAGAGCUUCGGGAUCGAGUCGAGCUGCGAGCCAGGACUGGGAUGGCUUGACUUUACGAAGUUGCUCAUGCCUAGGCGCAAGCUUAGGUAG